UCGUCCUUCAACACCAUACACCGCCGACAUGCCUAUACACAACUGGUUCAGAAUCGUCCUUACCGUCCUCUCCCUCAUUUCCUUCCUUCCCCAGAUCUCCCGCAUCGUGAGCAAGAAAUCCAGCGUCGAUAUCUCCCUCACCUAUAUCCUCCUUAACACAAUAUCCACCACCGAGCAAUUCACCCUGGGAUUCUACUAUAUCGCCAGUCACAAUCAUGACAGCGACUUCUUCGUCAGCGACCCACGCAACCUAGGCGACUGGCUCAACCUAGCCCAGCUCGCGGUGGUGUGGUUAAUGUCUCUCGUACUGUUUGCAGCAUGCCUAUUCUACGCUCCUAGCAGCGCCCCAAAAGCGCGCGUGGUAGCGAUGUAUGUGGCAUUCCUGCUCAUAUCCGUGGUGCCGUUGUUCACCGACGCCGUGAACUUCGGAGAAGACGAGGAUGAGAGAUGGUUUAGCGCCAUCUUCUUCGGCGUGCAUUCGAUGUUUGUGAAUUGGCCCGUCACUCUCGGGGGUAUCGCGGCGUUGUAUUUCCAGUGGCAGAAAGCCGCGGCAUUGAGCUCAGCUGGUCUAGCUGCGCAGGCAGUGGUCUUUGCUGCUGUGGCGCUGUCGUGGACCGCAAGGGUUCGAUUUGUAGAGAUGGAGCCAGGCGCAGGAAGCUUUCCGUUCAAGACUUGGUAUUAUCUGGUAGGGUGGGCGGCGGUUGACAACGGGGUUUUUGCACUUGUGCAGGCCGUGUUGUUUUAUCUGGCCAGGCAGCAUCAGAGUGGAAUACGAGGUGAGGAGGAACCUCUCUUGGGCCACUGA
Amorphotheca resinae ATCC 22711 is the source of this 805-nucleotide messenger RNA. RefSeq lists its product as hypothetical. The record is from RefSeq and is a predicted model, not a curated record. NCBI's taxonomy places the organism in Eukaryota, Fungi, Ascomycota, Leotiomycetes, Helotiales, Amorphothecaceae. The transcript has 3 exons. Bases 29 to 805 code for a protein of 258 amino acids.